AUGUCUGAAGUAUACACCGAAGAAGCAAGCCAGGAAAAGGGUGUAGUCCACAAGGAGACUGUUCCUGAAGUCCCCGAACACCAUAAAUCAACGGUCCACGAGAUUUCCCACACCGACGCGGCAGUCUGGCAGUUGCGCCGGACCUAUACAAAACCAGGGUUAACGGGCCUCUUUUCUUCAAAAUAUGUGUUCAUCUGCUCUCUCUUCGCCACUACUGGCGGUUUGCUGUUUGGCUACGAUCAAGGCGUCGUCUCCAUCACCUUGGUCAUGCCCCAGUUCCUCCAAGAGUUCCCAGAAGAGUUGAGCAUCGUUGUUGGGAUUGUCAUUGCUUUCUACACUACUUAUGGUACUCGGUCAUCCCAGCCUUGGGUCUGGUGUUGGGUGUCUUCUUUCUUCCUUACUCUCCCCGAUGGCUGGCUUUCAGAGGAAGGACUGACGAGUCCUUGUCUGUCUUGGCCCAAAUCCGCCGCCUCCCCGUCACGGCUGAACUUGUUCUACAAGAAUGGUAUGAAAUUCGUUCAGAUGCCAUGUACCAGAGAGAACUUCGCCGAGAGAAAGCACCCUCAACUGGCACAAUCGACCGGCAAGUGGGACAAGAUCAAACUUGAGACUUUGGGAUAUCUCGACUGUUGGAAGAAGCCUGCCCUGAAGAGGACACACGUCGGUGUGGUCAUGAUGUUUUUUCAGCAAUUUGUGGGGAUCAAUGCCCUCAUCUACUACUCACCUACAUUAUUUGAAACGAUGGGAUUGGACUACCAAAUGCAGCUAGACAUGUCCGGUGUUCUCAACAUCUGUCAAGUCGUUGCCGUGGUGUGGUCGCUUUGGGCCCUAGAUCAAUAUGACCGUCGUCUGCUGCUCCUUGUAGGAUGUGUCGGAAUGUUCAUCUCCCAUCUCAUAAUCGCUGUCUUGGUGGCCAAAUUCAAUGGAAAAUGGACCGAUCAUCAAGGACCUGCGUGGACAAGCACUGCAUCCCUCUUUGUCUUCAUGCUGGCCUUCGGGUGCUCCUGGGGACCUAUUCCCUGGGCCAUGCCAGCGGAGAUUUUUCCGUCGUCGCUGCGAGCAAAAGGCUGUGCUUUCAGCACCAUGUCGAAUUGGGGAAAUAACUUUAUCAUUGGCUUGAUUACUCCUCCGAUGAUUCAGAAUAUUGGGUUUGGAACUUAUAUUUUCUUCGCGUCAUUUUGUGCUCUUUCACUUGUUUGGGUGUAUUUCUUCGUUCCAGAGACAAACGGGAGAACGCUGGAACAGAUGGACAGCGUCUUCAAAGACACGAGUAGCGUUGAGGAGCUCGAACGUCGACGACAAAUUGAAGCGGACAUUAUGAGAGAAAUGGAGCAGAACCGCGCCGUGGAAUAG
Rhinocladiella mackenziei CBS 650.93 is the source of this 1353-nucleotide messenger RNA. RefSeq lists its product as uncharacterized. The coding region runs from base 1 to 1353 and encodes 450 amino acids. The record is from RefSeq and is a predicted model, not a curated record. Gene Ontology annotation, cellular component: membrane. NCBI's taxonomy places the organism in Eukaryota, Fungi, Ascomycota, Eurotiomycetes, Chaetothyriales, Herpotrichiellaceae. Gene Ontology annotation, biological process: carbohydrate transport; transmembrane transport. The transcript has 7 exons. Gene Ontology annotation, molecular function: carbohydrate:proton symporter activity.